This is a messenger RNA of Vitis riparia (riverbank grape), 853 nucleotides long. RefSeq names its product protein Dr1 homolog. Bases 176 to 643 code for a protein of 155 amino acids. Gene Ontology annotation, molecular function: protein heterodimerization activity. The transcript has 6 exons. The record is from RefSeq and is a predicted model, not a curated record. NCBI's taxonomy places the organism in Eukaryota, Viridiplantae, Streptophyta, Magnoliopsida, Vitales, Vitaceae.
GCCUGCAAACGAACUCAGCCUCUUAUCCUGCGACGACUCGUCGCCUUUGUAUAUCAACUACACCAUGUCUCCUCCGCUUCAUCCGAUUUCUGUGCAACAACUCCCAUCUCCAGUCCGUUGACUCGUCAUCAAUCGUUCUCCUCCGUUGAUUUCAACACGGUGAUUCGGUGUUAGAAUGGAACCUAUGGAUAUAGUCGGGAAGUCCAAAGAGGAUGCUUCUCUGCCAAAAGCUACUAUGACAAAAAUUAUCAAGGAGAUGUUGCCCCCAGAUGUACGUGUUGCAAGAGAUGCUCAAGACCUUCUGAUUGAAUGUUGUGUAGAGUUUAUUAAUCUCAUCUCCUCAGAGUCCAAUGACGUCUGUAGCAGAGAAGAAAAAAGAACCAUUGCACCUGAGCAUGUUCUCAAGGCUUUAGAGGUUCUUGGAUUUGGGGAGUACAUUGAGGAGGUGUAUGCUGCAUAUGAACAACACAAGCUUGAAACUAUGGACACCAUAAAAGGUGGGAAGUGGAGCAAUGGAGCGGAAAUGACUGAGGAAGAAGCAUUGGCAGAGCAGCAGAGGAUGUUUGCUGAGGCACGCGCAAGAAUGAAUGGUGGGGCCUCUAUCCAAAAACAAUCAGAACUUGACCCAAGUUUGGAGAGCUAAUUUUAGGACUUCAAUUUUCUUUUGGACCAUAGGCAAGCAUCCUUGAGUAUCCCAUAUAUUCUUCUAAUCCCCCUUAUGUUAUGUACAAAAGCUCUUGCAAGAGUAGUGGCACCUAUAUGGACUCGCAGUUUAUUUUUAUUCUCUCUAUGGAUUAUGCUUGUAACUCAAUGUAAUUAGUUUGAGUUUGUCCAAAAUUGCCUCUGUUCCAUA